UUUCCAUCGAUACAGAAACAAUAGUCAGCUUCGUGGAAGCAGCUACCGUAGCCUACCAGUAUACAGCGUGUAAAAAAUGGCGUUCCUGUUCAAAACAAUUGCUUGUGUGACUUUGCUCUCACUCACGGCAGCUCAGUACGGCGAGGAGGAACACUACGAACAUCAGGAGCCGCAUCACGCCGUUGGAUUUUCGUACGCCAAGUUUAGCGGACCCGUUAGUGGACCAGCUCACGAAGUGCACGUCGAGGACAAGCACGGGCAUGGUCACACAGUUGAUUACGUUGCUAAACCGGACUACCAGUUCGAGUACGGCGUCGAAGAUCCCAAGAGCAAGGUUUCGCAGAACCGAAAGGAGCAACGCCACGAUGACGACCUGCAUGGUGAGUACAGCGUCCAGCAGCCGGAUGGGAAACUGCGGGUCGUCAAGUACUCGGCCAACAAGCAUACUGGAUUCCACGCUGAAGUGUUGAUCGAUGGAAAACCGCUGUACCAGGAGGAACUGGCCAAGCUGGCCCACGACGCACAGGAACAUUCUGUUCGGGCCCAUGAUCGUAACGAGGUUUCGUACGGUGGCUCAGAGGGGCAGACCUACGAAGAGGCACCAGCCUCGUCCUAUGGUGGUGAAGAGGGCGGCGAGGGUGAGGGCGGUUACUAUCAUUAAAUUGCUAUGCCAAGGCAAGGAAGACUAGAUUGUACAUAAACUGUGAUGUCUUUUGAUCACUUAGAUGAGGACAGUUACUACUCUAUUUAUUUUAGACAUUUUCUAUCUGUUUUCUUCACUCUAGUCGGGAUUUUUUAAAAAAAGCUUAUCGCGUUUGACGUAUUUGCA
Molecule: messenger RNA, 829 nt
Organism: Topomyia yanbarensis
Lineage: Eukaryota; Metazoa; Arthropoda; Insecta; Diptera; Culicidae
Product: cuticle protein 19-like
Exons: 2
Coding region: 77-661 (194 amino acids)
Cellular component (GO): extracellular matrix
Source: RefSeq, a predicted model, not a curated record